UUUUCAUACCCUUAGACAAAGAAAGAUUCCGUACAUAACCGGACAUUUAACAUGCCCAAGUCUUGAAAAAGGGUUACGAGAAAAAAUGUUAAGAGAUUAUAUUAUUGAGAAUAGUGCAGCCUCUCAAAAUGUUAUAUAGAUAUUAUCUAAUAAUUUGCUUUUAGGUUUUUACGUGAGGUCAUUUAGGAAAUCUUUGCUUUUCAAUCAUUCCUUUUAUUAUGAAUCAUUAUUUUUACAGAAAAAAAUCCAAGGUGAAGAUUAUUUUGGACUGUUACUUCAUCCAAAACUAUCUUCCCCAAACUGUUGCCACACAAUUGUCUAGAAUGUCUAGAAUGUAGACUGUGGCAUUACAGUUUCCCUGCACUCGAACUAAGAGGCCCAAACCAGUUCCAGGAUGACAAUGCACCUGAGCACAAAGCAAACUCCAUGAAAGCAUGAUUUGCCAAGGUUAGCCAAUCCCACUGAACAAUUUAGGGAUGCAUUUGAAUGAACCUUGGCAUCCUUGCGCUACAUCAGCACUUAAUCUGACUAAUGAACGCUCAAAUCCUCACAACCACACUGUAAAAUCUAGUGAAAAGCCUUCAGGAGAGUGGAGGUUAUUAUAACAGCAAAAGCAAAUAAAUCUGGACUAACAUUGGAAUUAAAACAGCACAUAUGAGUGUGAAGGUCAGGAGUCUACAAAUUUCUAGCCAUAUACUGUACAAAUAUUUACAUAUAAAUGCUUUAUUUAUCUAUGAAAAUUGAUACAAACGUUGCUAUGAGAGUUACAUUAUCCAGCUGACAUUACCUAGCUUCAUUAAACCUAAGCAUAGUAUAUAUGUGUCUGACCUCAUGCUAUAUUUAACUACAUUCAGUGUAAGUCACCCCCACCCAAUGAGCCACCUCCCCCUAACCCCCAUGGUGUAUUUGGCAGACCCCCUCGGUCCUUGGACGAGCCGGGUCACAUUACUCAGUCUGUUUCUGAUCCAUAUACAACCAAAGUCACCUACAGACACCUCCAAAGCACAGGACACAAUGUCACAGCACUCCUUAAUGACAAUAAGAGAGAGGAAAAUGCAGGCAGCAGCUAUUUGCAGAGAAAUCCAAGGCACUGAUGGGUCUAGGAUGGAUCUUGGCCGAAAGGCAAACACACCUAAAGAAAUCAUGCUGGAAGAACUCUCAUUAGCUUCAAACAGGGGAUCUCGACUCUUCAAAAUGCGCCAGAAACGCUCUGAGAAGUACACAUUUGAGAGCAUUCAGAAUGCAUCUCUCCGUAUGACUGAUGGUGUGAUUCCUCCUGCACCAGGUAUUGAAACCACAGUUAAUGGUGUAGGAGUUGACCAAGCAUCAAAAACUCCUCCAAACACACCUGACCCACAUACCAUGCCUAAUCCUGACUGUAUAGCCCCAGGUUAUGGAGGUCCCAUGAAGGAUGUUCCAGCAGAGAAAUUCAACCGCACAGCUGUUCCUAAAUCCUACUUCUCUCUGUGGGAGCAGGCUCUCAUCAGUGAUCCCUCUCUAGCAGACAUGGUGCAUUUACAAAUGCCUGAAUCUGAGCCCACACCUGAGAUUCCACAGUACAAGAGCUUUAAUCGGGUGGCAACUCCGUUUGGUGGUUUUGGAAAUGCUCCUAAAACUCCGGUCAAGUCAGCUGAAGUGAACAUUCUCCCAAGUGCCUCCACUUUUCCACCCCCAGAGGAUGAGGCUGGCCCUGUGCCCUCACGACCCUCCUUCAACAGGACAGCUCUAGGCUGGGUGAAUGAUAGUGCCCCUCUGUUUCUUGCCUCUGCCACCCUGGAGCCCAAAUCAUCCAGGCUGCCAAUGUUUAUCCCUGAAUCUGAAGAACUUUGAAUUUCACUUGUGUGAUAAAUAUAAUUGAAUCUAAUUUAGGUUGCAUAUUCAGGUAAUAUUAAAUGGUAUGUAAAAUUGUUUACAGUGUCUCAGUGACUGACCAUCACUGUAUCUGUUUCAGUUCUUUUAUAGAAAAGCAUUGCAGGUAGUAUCACACAUUAUCUGCUAUAAGUAAUGUAAGAGUUUUCCUUUCUACAAAUAAUUGUUUAAUUACAAUGUCAUGUGAUGCUACCCCCUUACAGUAUAACUUAUUCUAUUACACCCACUAUAACUAUUCACCUAUACACCCUUGAAAAAUAUCACAUUUCACACUGGAUUAUGUAUGUAAUGUUUGACCGCAUGUUAAAACAGCAUUACAAACACAUUAUGCCCAAUUUGCACAUGGAAACUCAAGUAAACACGUAUCACAAUGUGAAUAAUAUGUGACAAAAAUAAAAAACAAAUGCCCUACAUAAACAUCUUUCUGUAAUAAAGACCGGCUAUUAUUGUUGU
Messenger RNA from Hemibagrus wyckioides, 2322 nucleotides. RefSeq names its product myozenin-2-like. The transcript has 6 exons. NCBI's taxonomy places the organism in Eukaryota, Metazoa, Chordata, Actinopteri, Siluriformes, Bagridae. Gene Ontology annotation, cellular component: actin cytoskeleton; Z disc. The record is from RefSeq and is a predicted model, not a curated record. Gene Ontology annotation, molecular function: actin binding; telethonin binding; FATZ binding. The coding region runs from base 832 to 1830 and encodes 332 amino acids.